This is a messenger RNA of Rubroshorea leprosula, 1280 nucleotides long. The record is from the annotation of a GenBank genome assembly. NCBI's taxonomy places the organism in Eukaryota, Viridiplantae, Streptophyta, Magnoliopsida, Malvales, Dipterocarpaceae.
CACACACACGGUAACCGCAAAUUUCUCCUCCUCCACCAUGGUCAUGGACGUUAAACAACCCAAAACCAGUUUGAGCAGAGCACUCCUGAUCCUAAACUGCAUCAUCCUCGCCAUUGGCAACUGCGGCGGCCCACUUCUUAUGCGCCUCUAUUUCCUCCACGGCGGCAACCGUAUCUGGUUCUCUAGCUGGCUCGAAACAGGCGGCUGGCCCAUCAUUCUCGUCCCACUCAUCGUCGCCUACUUCCGCCGUCUCAAAACGGACCCCACAUCCAGCAGAAAGCUUUUUCUCAUGAAACCUCGCCUAUUUGUGGCAUCCGCUGUAAUAGGAGUCUUCACAGGCUUAGACGAUUAUCUCUACGCAUAUGGAGUGGCACGUCUUCCCGUCUCUACCUCUUCUCUAAUCAUUGCAUCCCAGCUGGCUUUCACCGCCGGUUUUGCUUUUCUCUUGGUGAAGCAGAAGUUCACUGCAUAUUCGAUAAACUCAGUGUUUCUUUUGACAUUAGGGGCAGGGGUUUUGGCUCUGCAUACAAGUGGGGAUCGACCAAGUGGUGAAUCGAACAAAGAGUAUGUUCUAGGUUUCAUUAUGACGCUGGGAGCUGCUCUGUUAUAUGGAUUUAUUCUUCCAUUGAUAGAAUUGAUGUACAAGAAAGCAAAGCAAGAGAUCAAUUACACUCUUGUUUUGGAGAUUCAGAUAGUGAUGAGCGUUUUUGCCACGGCCUUUUGCACCGUCGGUAUGAUAAUUAACAAUGAUUUCAAGGUACUUGGAAGAGAAGCAAGGGAAUUCGGGCUGGGUGAAACUAAAUACUACAUCCUGGUGAUAGUGAGUGGAAUGGUUUGGCAGUGUUUCUUCGUGGGAGCAAUUGGGGUCAUCUUCUGUGGCUCGUCUUUGCUAUCGGCAGUUGUAAUCACAGUUCUACUUCCGGUGACUGAGAUCCUAGCAGUGAUAUUCUAUCGGGAAAGUUUUAAAGCCGAGAAAGGUGUUUCUCUUGCAGUCUCCCUUUGGGGUUUCCUUUCAUACUUCUAUGGCGAGAUAAAGCAAGAAAGAAAGAGAAACAAACAAAAUCUAGAGACAGAAAUGCCAUCACUCCCUAGUCCAUGACAUUUCCUCUCAAUUACAAUUUAUUCUUUGAUCUGAGCAAAAUUAUGUCAGUUAAAUAUGAAAAAAAUAAAAUAAAAUCCUGAGGCUCAUUUCAAAGACUGUCUAGCUGAUCGUUUGAUUGCUCAUCUGUUGUAUAAAACCCUUUUUUGAUAAUAUGAGUAUGCGGAUUUUUUUAUCAAAC